Hyposmocoma kahamanoa is the source of this 7214-nucleotide messenger RNA. It is a transcript of the gene Dab, whose product is annotated as protein disabled. The transcript is spliced from 20 exons. NCBI's taxonomy places the organism in Eukaryota, Metazoa, Arthropoda, Insecta, Lepidoptera, Cosmopterigidae. Bases 110 to 4648 code for a protein of 1512 amino acids. The record is from RefSeq and is a predicted model, not a curated record.
CUCGGGAAAAACAACAAAUUUUGUUGAUAAGUAAUACCUUGGCCUUCAGGUUAUUGCUCGAUAUCAUGGCUGUUUGUAAAGUGAUAUCGGGUCCAAACUGAAGGUCCCGAUGUUUAAUCAUAAGUUAGCGACUGACUUUCCAAUGCAAACUCUUCGAAAGAAAACCAGCCCUUGCAAAUAUAAGAACGAGCCGGGGCGCUUUCUCGGCGAAGGCGUAUCAUUUCGAGCGAAGUUGAUUGGCGUGCUCGAAGUGCCUGAAGCGCGAGGCGACAGGAUGUGCCAGGAGGCGCUGGCCGACCUCAAAAUGGCCAUCCGCGCCGCGGGAGAGCACAAACAACGCAUACAGGUCCACGUAGCCAUUGACGGAUUGAGACUACGCGAUGAUAAGACUGGCGACUCCCUGUACCAUCAUCCAGUGCACAAGAUCUCCUUCAUCGCGCAGGACAUGACGGACUCGCGCGCGUUCGGAUACAUAUUCGGCUCACCCGACACUGGCCAUAGAUUCUUCGGCAUUAAGACUGAUAAGGCAGCUAGUCAAGUAGUAAUAGCAAUGAGGGACUUAUUUCAAGUAGUGUUCGAGUUGAAGAAGAAAGAAGUGGAGCUGGCGAAACAGCAGCUGGUGGAAGGCAAGGCGAUCUCGAGCAGCAGUAUCAUCAGACAUACAGCCAGUGGCAUUAUUGAAUCCAGCAAUAAAUCUAAGAGCAUUACGUCAACUGGUGAGACAAGUUCAUCCACAACAAAAAACGUAGAAACGGGCGCUGAGGGAGGCGUAGCGGAACUUGUCGAUUUGGAACAAGAACUAAGCUCGUUGAGGAGAGGGCUCACGCAAGUCGAGGGCCUAACGCCUUCGACGGAUCCUUUUGGAGAUUCCUUCAUAGUUCCGCCACAAUCACAGAAGGGCCUUCUACCCCCUCCUCCGUCAGGCUCUUCAACACGAGGUCGCAACACUCCAUCCUCCCGCGUCUUCAGUCCAAACAAGCAACCGAGUCUCGCGACUUUCGACCUAAGCGCGGUCGCCGCAGACUUCGACACCGCGCCGUCAACGUCACAGCCGUCUUCGUUUUCAAUGUUGGAUAAAUUUCACGCAGAUGAACCUUCGGUACAGUCGGGCGAGUCGACGUUAAGUUACGACGUAUUCACCGAGCUUGACCCGCUCGGCACCGGCAGGAGUAAACCUUACGUUGACAAAAAACUCUUCUUUCAGGAGCUCAAAAAUCCGCCAAAGAAAGUUCUCAAAGACCUCGUACCCACAACACAAACUACGUCUUUACUGUCAGAGAUAUUACCAGAGCCUAAGGUUACGACUGCCAGUGCGACAGAUUACGGGGCUUCCACAACAAUGACGUCACUGUCUCGACAUUCAGGCGGAACCGUGUCUAUAGCAAAGCCUAGCUCGUAUACGUCAAAUAACUUCUUCUCUUCGGACCCAUUCGCAGAGACAGAUCCAUUCGAUAACACCGAUCCGUUUUCGGACUCGUUUAAAGAUGAUCCUUUCACGAGUAUGGCGGAGUUUCCAAAGUCUCUACGUACUGAGCAAUUGAAGAAUAAGUUGAGCAGAGAACUGGAUAAGGUGGAGAAGGAACUCAGUAUGGAUGGGAAGAAUGUGUUCAAUGGGCCGCUGCAAGUCAGCUUACCUCCGGAGCCGGUGCCUAAGUCGCCUAGAUUGCAGAGAAUGAACAUAGACACAAGCGGGAUAAGCACACUAAUAAGGCAGCGUCCCCAGGCAAGUUCCAAAGAGAACACAUCACCACCGCCGCCCUUACCUCCGAAGAAGAUAGCUGAUAUUGUCAUCGCUAGACCACCGCCUCGGCCACCACAUGACCAUGAACUGGAUCAUGAGGACAUUUCAGAUACUAAGCCUCCUUUACCUCGUCCGGCUAGAAAAAAAGAACCUAUGGCGGACCGCAGCACAAAGCCUCGUCUGUCAUCAGCGGCCACGAACAGCAGCGAGGAGGAGUAUCUAACUCCGGUGCCACCGCCAUUACCAGCCGCGCGCCGAUUUGACAUCACGCUUAGUCAGUUGCUGGUGCUCACCAUGCCUGAACUUGCGGCCAGAUUGCGAGUGCCCGAGGCAACAUUGUCGUCAAUGACUUUGCCACAACUCACUGAAUAUUUAAGGUCAUAUUUGGCGGCGGACAAUGAAAGAGCGCACAUUCACAUAGAACCUUCCUUAAGGAGACCCGAAAAAGAAAAGUUGCUAUCUUCAAUAUUGCCAUCUACAACUAUAACAUCAGGAACUACGUUAUCAUCAACGGUAACGCUACCAUCAAAGGGACCUCAAUCAAGGGGAAAAUUACAAUCAACGUUAACAGACAAAUUAUCGACAGCGUCAACUGCCCCGAUAACUGAUUUCAAGCCUCAAUUUGAAGACAACUUCGCGCCCCCUUCCACAGAAAGUGGAGAAUCGUUCGUGGCCAAUUUUGACGAUUUCGACAAGAAAGCUAAUCCUUCUUACGAUAGAUAUGCUGCAUUUAGAGAAAUACAAGAACAAGAAUUGAAAUCUAAAUCUAUCUUAGACCCUUUAGAAAACCUUAAAGACGAACAAAAGCAAGAUUCGGACGAAAAGGAGGAAUUAACAGCAAUAAAUAACAUAAUAAAAGCAAAUCAAGAGAAAGAAGAAAACAUAGAACUUUCUAGAAGCCCUUUAAAAUCGUUAGACGAAUUAACACUUGAUUCAUUUAAUAUGUUCAGAAACUCUGUCAGUCCAAAACCUUCGCAGAUUGAUGCGAAAAUUGAAGAUAUAAAAUCAGUUAUGAUGAAUUUGCAAAUUGAGAAAAGUCGACGUAGUGUAUCUCCUAGGGAAAAUAACGUAGAACAUAAAAAGGAAGACUCUAACGAUAGAUAUGCAGCAUUGCGAGAGAUAACCAUAACAGAACCUCCACAGGAUGAAUUCGAAUCUUUGCCGCCUGAAGGUCCGAAAGAGAGAAAGAGAAGUGAUGAAAAGUCCGACGGUUUUGAUAAUUCAGAUUUCUUCGACUGCAUAGAUAAUAGUUCUCUUUCUUUCUCGCACGUAGAAGAUGCGUUUAGGAAAAGUCCUGGGGUGAAAGAGAGAGAAGAAGUAAAGAUUGAAGAGAAGAAGGAAGCGCCUAUAGAACCACCUCCGGUGCGCGAGAUGCCGCCGCCGCCUGCAAGGUUGUCGACGGGGUCUAUUAGCGAUGUUGCUAGUGGAUCGUCGCCUGAUACUAAAGAAAAGUGCGUGGGUAAUCGCGGUGCAAGCCGGGCAGGUCGUUGGGCAGUGUUAGGAGGAGCAGGGGCUUCGCCGUGGUCGUCGGACUCGCGGGAGUCGGAGCCUCGCCCAAGGCGACGCCGUGGUCCGCCGCACCACAGUCCUCCAGACACUAGAGGCGCUAUGGUACAAACGUCAUCGUCGUCGCGUGACGUAUCGCCCUGGGACGAGGAACCUCCGCCUGUUACAAGAUUACAACGACCGCCUUCACACCGAGAUAGGGAAUCCAGUAGACACAACUCAUCAGGCUCAAGAGAAUGUCUAGACUCAGGCAGUGGGAGAGAAAAGGACAAAAAGCGUGACAAACGUGACAGUCGAGACAGAGAUAGAGAUACUCGCGAACCACUCGACAGACGCGAUUCCGGCAGCAGUCGCGACCGCAACAGGAGAGAUAACAGACGAAGUAGAGACAGGGAAAAUGACACUUGGGACAGAGAUAGGAACUAUAGCAGAGAGAGAGAUUAUAGAGACUCGAGGAGCAGAGAGAGACAGAAGGAUUAUAGAGAUAAGGAACGCGAUAGACAAAGGAAGCCAAGACUUUCGUAUGAUGAGGAGGAAGACUACAGCGACGGUUGUGGGUCAGGGAGGUCGUCACCGCGCGACCGAUGGUCUGACCAGCGGUGGAGAAGAGAUGAAAGAAAUUACGGUUCUCUAGGGUGGCGAGAAUCCAGGCGUAGGAAUGAAAUUAGACAAACUGAAGAUCCCGAAAGAAGGUAUGGUUCAACACUCGGCUGGCCUGCACGCCGUUCAAGCAGUCGCCGCGACGUCGACCGCGAUCGUGACCGUGAUCCACGUGAACCGCGCGAACCUCGUGAUCCACGUGAUCCACGUGAUCCGCGUGACCCACGUGACCUACGUGAACCGCGCCGUCGAUCUAGAAGAGAAGAACCAAGACAACGAUCAAGAGAUUAUAGAUUUUCAAAUGAUUUUUCCCCAAGGGAUAAUAGGGAUCAUCCGUCACCAUUUGAUAAUGAUUUCCAAGAUACACCGACGCCCGUAACGAAGAAACGAGCGCCGUAUUCUAGCUUGGAGGGAACUAGGUUCUCAUUUGAGCCAGACGAAGCGGCAGCGUCACCACUAUCAGGAAGCAGCGCGCGACGCGACAAUGACUCGUCGACGACGCGAUUCCGAUUCGACUCCGAUUCGAUCUCGCCGCGGUCCAUGUUCGAAGACGAUUUUACCGCAAUGUCUACACCUAGAGGUCGCACAGCUUCCAUAGCCGAAGAAGAUGAAGACGUCCCUCCCCUCCGAGCGAAGCCACAACAAGCACAUAGAGAUAUCAAGAAAUCAGAAUCGGUAAACAUCUUCACUAGAGAUUCCGACCCCUUCGAAGGGGAUGAGUUCUUCGCCUGUACGGGAUCCAACCGUGCCGCGCGGAGGGAGAACUGGCCGGGAGACUUUCAAGGAUUCGACAACGCGUGAGCCGUCCGCUCUGUUAGAUUCGUUUAGUAUUGCACACCAAUAGUAAAUGCUAUAGAUGUAAUAUCGACACUGGCCUCGAAAACAAGACACAAUAUCGAUAAUAUUUUACCAAUAGUGUGUCAGUGUGAAUUUCAAAAUCGACUUUCGAUAAUGAAACUAUCGAUAAAUGUGCAAAACUAGAUCCAUUACACUACGACCAAAGCAAUAGUGAUAGUGCAUUUACAUGGACACGUUUAUGUGAGGAUUGGUAUAUGUAGGAAUAUUUUUUAAAUUGAUAUAAACGAAUAUGUAAUUCGGUAUUUCUUGCCAUGAAGUUAUAUUAGGUAGAUAUCGAAGAUCUCAUUGUCUGACGUUAUUCAUAUCGGUGUCUAGAUUUCCCCUUAAAGCCCAUUCGUAGUGUGGUAUGGAAUGGCAAAUGACACGUGACUAUAAGAAUGGAAACCAAGGUGUCUGCACCGUACGCGCAGAGUUUUAGUGACGUAGACAUGGUCUCAUCGCUAUGAAUUAAAAACUUUGCUACGAAUUGAUAACCAAAAUUUCACUCGAUACCAUUGUCUCAAUGACGUCAGUAUUAACACCUGCUGUUCUAAUUUAAAAGAAGCUAUUCAAGUUGCAACUGUCGCCUAGCCUGUAUGCAACAAGUUUCUACAGGGUUAAUCGACUGUGGCUAUUUGAAUGGCGCUCUUGAGCGGCGGUUUGUUAGACAGUUCUUGGUACGAUCGCAAGGUAUUAUGCCAGCUUUGCACAUAGUUUUUUAAAUAAUAAUAUUUUAUUAUAUUGUAUUGAAAUAUAUUAAAAUGCAUUGAAAUACCUUUUUCACAUUUGUAGUAUUAUAAUUAGGCAUGUACGAGUAAAUUCGAUAUUAAAUGCGAAGUCAUACUAAAAUUUACCAUGUAUUCUAUGGUUCUAUAACAUUAAAAGUUAGAGAAUAAAACAUGUAUAGGUAUACAUGGUAAAAUGUCGUAUAUAUAAUUAAUUACUCGUUCAUUUUUGUAGAGACAACCUGUGAUAUGUUUAAGCAACGCUCUACAAAUUUUAGUUUAUAUGAUGUUUUAAAGCCAAACGUAAAGUAUUCAAUAUUCCGCACGUAUGUACGUACAUAUAUUUUCUUCUCGUUUUAUCGUAUACCUGUUUGCAGGAUAACGCGCAGGAUAGUGAAUACUUGGUUUUUGAAAAUCAUGUUGCCUUAUUUGUGAUAGCACGGCAGAGAACUUAUGUAAAAAUGCGCAUACAUUUGUUAUCAUUUCUCAAGUAAAUAAAAAUGGGGUACCGUGAAACAUUUUUUCAUGAGAUUUCUAGUCGAACUAUGUAUUUAUAUCGUAAAAUUUAAAUGAAUUCGUUUUUGUAUACAAUUUGUGCUGUUGAUUUUUAAUUAUUUUUGCCAGAUUUAGGUGAGUAUUUUUGAUAUCGUGUAGAAUUUUAUAAUUUGACAAGUAAAUACUAAUUUGACGUUAUGACUAUAUUAACAAAUACAUAAUCAAGCUAACUAGUUAAAUAAAGACCUACACCAUUUUGCUGUUAAUUUAUCACCUGAUUAUAGGCGUCCCGGUUGUACGAUAUAAAAUCUUAGGAUUGAAAUUGCAACCCGUCAUCACAUGUGCAGCACGACAUCUACCAUGCAAAAUUGCAACACUAUUACUUAGUACCAGGAUAAUUUUCAGGAUGGUUUUCUGUACCUAAUUUCGGAGGCAAUUCUUUAUUUAAGUAUUCAAGUAUAUUAUCUUGAAAUAUAAAUUAUAUUUCAGGUACUACACUCGACUAUUUAACAAUAUACUUCAUGAUAAUAUUCUGCACCAGAGUUUCUUAGCCUUUUUUUUAGUCAUGGACCCCUCUAAAAAUUUCAAAGAGCCUACGGACCCUUUCCAAAGAGAUGAAGGAGCAGAAAGCCUCGUGUGUGGUAUUGACGCGCUUCUCCCUCGCUCUAAUAAUGGAUGUCAAAGGGCGCAUAAAUUCAAAAAGGUCAACAUUAUAUACCAAUUUUUAUAUUAAUACAUUAUGUUAGGUAGGCUCGCCAUGGAUCCCCGGCCUUCAUUACACGGACCCCUUAGGGGUCCAUGAACCACAGGUUACGAAACCCUGUUCUAGACUAUUUAAAUAAUAAAAAUUGCCACAGACGUUUGGCAGAGAAAACUAACCUGAAAAUUAUCCACGAUAAAAUUUUUAACACGUGCCGCUCGUGUUGUGCUGCCAUAUGGUUCUUCUCUUGACUAACUGUUAUUGACAUAUUAUUUUAGCAAUGUAUUUUCGAUUUAGCACUUGAUAUUUUGAGCUGUAGCUUCUGUCAAAUUCUUUCUAUAAAUGUUAUAUUCAUAAAGGCAGACGAUUAGACACAGACAGACAUAUACGACAAAAGGAGAAAAUUCGUAUUGAGAGCUGUGUAAAGGUGCUUUUCCACCGGCGAGGUGAGAUGAGAGUUGAAAUUUCGCCGGCCGAUUUUCACCAAAGGAGCAGUAGAUAUCAUUGUGAAAGAGUUCGUCCAGAGAAGUACUCCCUUAACUAUUUGUGUCGCCAAGCAGUGAUGUCAGCAUUACUGCGUUCCGGUUUAGAAGGAUAAGGGUGCUGUUUA